This is a messenger RNA of Hylaeus anthracinus, 3291 nucleotides long. Its product is annotated as glucose transporter type 1-like. The annotation marks the transcript as partial. The record is from RefSeq and is a predicted model, not a curated record. Gene Ontology annotation, molecular function: hexose transmembrane transporter activity. Lineage: Eukaryota; Metazoa; Arthropoda; Insecta; Hymenoptera; Colletidae. Gene Ontology annotation, biological process: monosaccharide transmembrane transport. Gene Ontology annotation, cellular component: membrane. The transcript has 7 exons.
UGUCCCAGAUAUUUGCUCAUUACCAAACAGUGGGAGGAAGAAGCACGUAAAGCUUUGAGAAGGUUGAGAGCCAGUAACCAAGUGGAAGAAGACAUUGAGGAAAUGAGAGCCGAAGAACGAGCUCAACAAGCCGAGUCUCGAAUAUCGAUGACAGAGCUCAUAUGUAGCCCAACGUUGAGAGCGCCUCUGGUUAUUGGUGUGGUUAUGCAACUUUCCCAACAGCUUUCAGGCAUUAAUGCUGUAUUUUACUAUUCAACAAAUUUGUUCACUAGUUCUGGUUUGACAGAGGAGAGUGCCAAGUUUGCAACCAUUGGCAUAGGUGCCAUUAUGGUUUGUAUGACGUUAGUAUCCAUCCCGCUUAUGGAUAGAACAGGAAGACGUACACUGCACUUAUACGGUCUUGGUGGCAUGUUUAUCUUUUCAAUAUUCAUCACAAUUUCUUUUCUCAUAAAGGAAAUGAUUGACUGGAUGUCGUAUCUGUCGGUCGUGUCGACGCUCUUGUUCGUAGUAUUCUUUGCUGUUGGGCCUGGUUCCAUACCUUGGAUGAUUACGGCUGAGCUGUUCUCGCAGGGUCCUAGACCUGCCGCCAUGUCUAUCGCGGUACUCGUCAAUUGGAUGGCUAAUUUUUUGGUUGGCAUUGGUUUCCCAAGUAUGAAGACUAGCCUUGAAAACUACACGUUCCUACCAUUCAGUGCAUUCCUAGCCAUCUUCUGGAUCUUCACGUACAAGAAGGUUCCUGAGACCAAGAAUAAAACAUUCGAAGAAAUUCUAGCUUUAUUCAGGCAUGGUAACGACAGGAGCAGCUUGCGGGACAGCAGACUCUAUGGGAGCAUGCUAAACUGUGUGAAUGCAUUAGAGGGACACAUACCGCCAGCAGAGAGUGCAGCCCUGAUGGUGGCCGAGGAGAAGCCACAUCCUGAUUCAUUUGUGUUUGCAGCUGGAUCAGAACGAUCUUCCGGCGCUCCCGCUCAGCCGGAGAGACCACCGCCCCCGCUUCCCCCGCCACGCUUUCCGAACAGCGGUGUCUGACAAUGGGAAACAGCUCCUCUUAAUAUCGGUAAUCUAGUGAUCAUGAACGCGUCGAUACCACUGCCGCUACUGCUCACCGCCAACAGCCUCACAUUGGAAAAUCAAUUAUACGAGAUCAUCACGGAGAGGAGCAAGGCCUGCGCGGCUUUCUUGCGGAAUAGUUUUCGUCGGGCAUUUAACGCGUCCACUGUCAGCUGGAGUGUCACGGAGAGUUUCGAUAGUGACGUAUCGUGCAAUCGUGCCUGAAUCCAGAGAAAAAAAAAAGAAAAGAAAAGGAACGAACCGAACCGAAAUAACCCAUCGAUUCGAUCGAGAUUUCGAAUCGCACAGAUUCGAUCGGUACUGGCUAACGAAUUCUCGUUAACGAAUGUACUUAGCACACCCAGAUCCGCGCGUUACUUCGUUUCACGGAUCCUGGGGAGCCUGGUAGUAACGUAACGAUUUUUCUUGAACGAGAUAGAGUGACAGCAAGUGCGGAGGAGGUAAUGAAUAGGCCGCGCGAUAAACUGGCUCGUGUAACGAGAUAAUUUACAAUCGUGAGAGAGAGAGAGAGAGAGAGAGAGAGAGAGAGAGAGAGAGAGAGACCACGAGGUGGAGGAGAUCUUCGAUAAGAGAAAUAAAAAAAAAUCUAACGAAAUGAUGCGAAAGUGAUUGUGCCUAGACAUUUGCGUUCGGAUGAAACGCGCGUAACGAGUUGGACCGUGAUCACUGUAUGGGAAUUUGAACUUCGUGCGACGUCGAAGAGACAUAGAGAACGUGUGUAAUUGCUAUAUGCGACGAUGAAUCGUUUAACGAGAAAAAGAAAACCCCAGAGAAAAAGGUGUAUCUAUAUACUUCACUUUUAUAUCGUUAAUUUCGUAGGAUUUAUUCGAGUUAUACGUCAUUUUGUAUAUCACACCGUCGUCUUUAUAACUGAUUGCACUGUAAUAUUAUUAUCCGCUGUGCGUUAACCCCUUCGUGUGCCACCCAUUUCAAUGCAUUUAAUGGGCGUUACUUGUUUUUUCUUUUUCUUCUUUCUUAAUGAAAAAUGUUUUUAUUUUAGAAUCUGUUAUUAAUUGGAAGUAGAAUCUACAUAUUUAUUAUUUGCAAUUAGCAUUUUCGGAGCAUAUGAUUUUUGACGAGCACAAGAUGAUUGCAUCGUUCUAAUAAUUUUAGAUGAAACAGCAGAGAGAAAAAUAAGCCAUUUGUUAGUUUUUGUUUGAACCAUCAGAAGCUUACAUCUCUCGCUACUUUUCACAUUGAAUUAUAAUUUAAGCCAGUAAAUGCCAAGCUUUUCUCUCUGAAAGUGUUUGAAAUCUCCCAACCUGGAGGCUAUUCGAAUAUUAAACGUGUCAAAUUAUUAGGUUGUCCCGAAAGUUUCUUUCGCGAGUUGCAUUCAAUUAUUUUAUGUGGUCGUGUUUAUAUAAAUAGACAAUCUAAUUUCAUAGAUAUUCAUGUUGUAACAGUAAUGGAGCAAAAUGAAUCGUACACAAUUCAGUAAUGUAACAUAAAACAUAAACUAUUGUGCAUCUAUUACUUAUUAAUAAAGCGAAAGAAACUUUUGGGACAACCUAAUAAAAUAAAAUCUGCUAAUACAAACUAGUGACACUUUGUCAUUGUGUCGUCAAAAAUAUUGCACUCCGUAAAUUUUAAUUGGGCAAUUAAUAUACAGUCAGUCCCAUAAAUAUUUCUACCCUCUAUGUCUAUUAAAGGUCUAAAUUAAAUGAUGAGUUUGAUGUUUCUAAACACAUUUUUCAUUAUAAAUAUAUACACGUGUAAAGUAUAUUCACGUACAUGUUUAUAAUGAAACAUUUAUUUGGAAGCAUCAAACCUAUCAUUUAAUUUAAACCAAUUUCUCCGAUAGACAUAAGUGGGUACGAAUACUUAUGAGUUAAUGCACAUCAGUCGGUUUUGUUACAAAUGUAAUACAAUUUUUAAAAAAAGUCUUUACUCCAGAUUUUAUCAUUUUUUUCAACAUUACAUUCGUUGACAUCAAAGGUUGCAUACCAAACUUAGAAAUAACCCAUAAAAGAAAAACUACACGGUUGAUGUCGUAAAAAUGACGCAACUUGUCCGAUACUGGUGUGAAUAAAAAAAAACGUUGCUUGGGUUGGCAUAAAGGGGUUAAUCAGUUCAAUUCGAAACGAAUUUCACGACAGAAAUUAGCCGCGCAGCUAACGCUGAAUGUUUCGAAUCUGAUAUCGACCAAAUUAACCGUGUACGGAGUCUAUCUUUUCCAUGCUCACAGUGUUAACGACAUUUAUCGUGUUUAAAUGUCGUUCU